This is a messenger RNA of Callithrix jacchus (white-tufted-ear marmoset), 3949 nucleotides long. RefSeq names its product prohibitin 2 (gene PHB2). NCBI's taxonomy places the organism in Eukaryota, Metazoa, Chordata, Mammalia, Primates, Cebidae. The record is from RefSeq and is a predicted model, not a curated record. Gene Ontology annotation, biological process: mitochondrion organization. Gene Ontology annotation, cellular component: membrane; mitochondrion.
AAGAUUAGACAUGGCCCAGAACUUGAAGGACUUGGCGGGACGGCUGCCCGCCGGGCCCCGGGGCAUGGGCACCGCGCUGAAGCUGCUGCUGGGGGCUGGCGCCGUGGCCUAUGGUGUCCGGGAAUCCGUGUUCACCGUGGAAGGCGGGCACAGAGCAAUCUUCUUCAAUCGGAUCGGUGGAGUGCAGCAGGACACUAUCCUGGCCGAGGGCCUUCACUUCAGGAUCCCCUGGUUCCAGUACCCCAUUAUCUAUGACAUUCGGGCCAGACCUCGAAAAAUCUCCUCCCCUACAGGCUCCAAAGACCUGCAGAUGGUGAAUAUCUCCCUGCGAGUGCUGUCUCGACCCAAUGCUCAGGAGCUUCCUAGCAUGUACCAGCGCCUAGGGCUAGACUACGAGGAACGAGUGUUGCCGUCCAUUGUCAACGAGGUGCUCAAGAGUGUGGUGGCCAAGUUCAAUGCCUCACAGCUGAUCACCCAGCGCGCCCAGGUAUCCCUGUUGAUCCGCCGGGAACUGACAGAGAGGGCCAAGGACUUCAGCCUCAUCCUGGAUGAUGUAGCCAUCACAGAGCUGAGCUUUAGCCGAGAGUACACAGCUGCUGUAGAAGCCAAACAAGUGGCCCAACAGGAGGCCCAGCGGGCCCAGUUCUUGGUAGAAAAAGCAAAGCAGGAACAGCGGCAGAAGAUCGUGCAGGCCGAGGGUGAGGCCGAGGCUGCCAAGAUGCUUGGAGAAGCUCUGAGCAAGAACCCUGGCUACAUCAAACUUCGCAAGAUCCGGGCAGCCCAGAAUAUCUCCAAGACGAUCGCCACAUCACAGAAUCGCAUCUAUCUCACUGCUGACAACCUUGUGCUGAACCUACAGGAUGAAAGUUUCACUCGAGGAAGUGACAGAAGGCGGGGAGCGCUGACAAGCCCAUGGGUAGGUAAGGGACACAGCUUGGAGGAGACGCCAUCCUCAGGCCGUCCAUCUAGUGGCACCUCCAUUUUCCUUCUCAAAUCUGUUGAAAGUCAUCACUGAAGAUCCCCUGGGUCACAGGGAAGCAGUCAGGUGAGGACUGGGCUUAAUAUGGACCCAAAUCCCCAGGUGUCCUUGUUCCUCAAUCCCGCUUGUUCUAAGGUGGAGACAGUCCCCACUAUAGACUGCAGGCUCCUCCCAACCCUUCCCUCUCCCUCCCCUGCUCUCCAGGUAGCCUCUGGCAGUCAGUCUGCCGCCAGCACCUCUGCCAGUCCACCACCAGUUCCUUCUCCUGGGCUCCCUCCUGGCCCUACACCAAGCAGCAACAUCUCCCAGGACAAAGGACACAGGGUGAUUUUUGGCAGCAGAAAUUGGGAAGGCCAGAGAAUGGGAGGGAGGCAGACUGGCAAACAGGAAGAGCUGGAGCUGGAGUGUGGAUUCGGAGCCCUCAGUAGCGCUCCAGAUUUGGGGUGGGGGUCAGGUACUUGUGGGGCCAGUCUUGCUGAAGGCUAAGGGUGGGCCCUGAACUGACAAGAUCCCACCUGCCUUCAGGGAAGGAAGGAGGUUGGCUCUGGAGCAGCUCAGGAGGCUUUGUCUCACAAUUCCUUGGGCCAGAUUCAACUAAGUUCUGGGAAUACUCAAAAGCUCUAAACAGAUUCCAGAGCACUGGGGAACUGGGCACAGGAGCGGGAACACUUCCUUGGCCUGGGAAUGAGUCAUCACUCUGAAGCGCCUUGAAUUGGUUGGCACUCACUUUACCACUCCGUGCACACCUUCCCUGCCCCUCCCAGGGCCUCCCUGAGACUAGGCCAGCUCCUGGUCUCCCUGGGUGCCCCAACUCCUUUCCUCUUGCUCUAGGAUAGCUCCCAUUCCUUUUCCCACCCUCGGCUUUGUUCCAGGACUCCCCCUUCCCCUCACAUUCUCUCCCCAUUUCAUUUCCUUUCUGCACUGCUCAGUUCAGUCUCCCACUGGGCCUUGGCCCAAGCCCUUUCCAAAUCCCUUCCAGGCUGAGCUCUUCUCCCUUGUUUUUUAAUCACUAAGGAAUGGGCUACGAUGGAGACUCAAAGAAAAAUUUAGGGAUGUGUGGGGAUAGGCCAUGGUGAGAGUCACAAAAGAAACCAGUGUCUACUGUCUCCCAUUCCUCCCCUACCUGUCGGCCGGCUGCAGGAAACAUCACACAGGCACACCCCCUGCCAUCCCUCACCCCAGCUCUCUCUCUGGCUCAGCCCCCCACAACCCACUGGUCUCCAGGCAACGGCACAAAGGGAGAGUGGAGAGAAGGGCCUGGGAGGCCCAGGCAGAGCUAGCUGUAACCCAACCCCAGUACUUUGGGGGUGGGGGCCCAGACUGUCGGAGAACCAAGCUGGGGAGGAGGGAGGAACGUAAGGACAGAGGUUAAGAACUAGCCUCAAACUGGAGUAGUCCUGGUCAGUCCAGGAGUUACUUAGGUAGGAUGGGUUAUCAUGGACCCCAGAGAAAACUGAAAGGCACAGACAAAAGUACAGGAACCCCCAAGGGAGGCAGAAAGGGACACCAGGAGAUAGGAGAAAAGGGAAAGAUGAGAUGCUCACACUGAAAUUAAAAGGCACAGAAACGGAAAGGGGGCAUGAAGCUCUUUGAACUGAAAAUGGCUGAGGUAUCAGGGACCCAGCAAGAAGGGCAAGAAGUGGGCCCUGUCCAUACAGAACUAGAAUCCUCUUUUAGCCCUCGAGCUGCGCAGGAUGGCAGAGGGAGCCAGGACCAAACCAUAGCAGAAGCAGAGUGGGAGGCCCACAGGAGACAGCCUUGAAAUUCCUCCUGCUUAGCAUCCAGUAUGGCGUCCUGCAAAACUCUCGCUCCCUCUAGUGGCCAGAUCUCCCAUGUGCAGACCCUACCUGUGGGAUGCAACCUUGCAUCCAAGCCACUAGGAAGGGAUUUGUUCCCAUAGCUGGUACCUAGGCUGAGCAUCUCAACGCUGAGGCCUCACAAGAGUUAACGAGUUAUGGCUAAGGAGUAAUAUGUCUCGAGCCCCAUACUGGAACCCCACUAUUAGUCUGGCCUAGUCACGGGUCUGUGAAGCACUUUUGUUCCUGAAUCUUCAGUUUAUUGGAGGACUCUGUUUCCUCAGGUCCUUCUCUAUGGUACCUCCAGAAUCAUUCUUCCCUCCCAUUUUCCCGUCUUGCAGUGGUCAAUGGCCAUGAAGUCCUGUUCCAUUCCCCAACCAGCCAGGAUUUUGUUGGCAGAGGCCCAGUACAGGAGCUGGUCCAGUCCACAGGCCCGUUGGAUAUGAAAACACCUCAGACCCCCUUUCCCCCAAAAUGCGCGUGCACACACACACACGCACGCACACACACACAUGCACACACACGCAUAUGCACAUGCACACAUACUAUUUUAUGCUUUUAGGGGCUCCUGAACCCCUUAAUUCACCUGGCCCUCGGAGCCAAGCCUACUGCUAAGAAAGCAGGGGCCACAUGUACCCCACCUAGCCAGAAUAGGGUAGGCAGUGCCAUCAUCUUGGCCCUAUUUGUUCAGCUUGUCUUCCUCUUUUUGUGUCCUCCCCAGCUCUGCUAUCCAGUUUUACCAGUUUCCAUCUCCUCUCCCCUCAUAUGGCCUACAGUAAGACUCCUCAGACACAACAGUGCACGGAUUCAGACUUUAAUGGUGGUGUUCAUUUCAAUGCCACAGAGAUGGUGGCAACUGUGGAACGUGGCAUGGGGAGUGAGAGGUUGCUCUGGUGCAGCUGGAGGAAGAACAGGGAAACCGGGGUUGGGAGAGAUGUAUAGAGGAAAACUCCCCCAGGCACAGCCUCCGCUCUGGACCAACGCAGGCUUCGGUGAGUACACACAAAGGAACUGAUGUCCAGGCCCUUUCUAUGACCCUUCCCAUUCUAGCAAGACCUCCCACCCCAGUCAUCUUGGGAUCUACAGCCACAUGAAAUACAGACACAUCGUUCCCUCAAGUCAAGCCAAUUUUAGGCCAUAGAGUUAUGGGGAAAUGAUGAAUUAAUGGGAUGAA